AUGAAAUUAUUUCGAAAGGAUAGUUUAGUUCACACGCACUCUCCGAUCCCACAAAUUGCUUCUCCGUGUUUUGAAAAGAUCAAAGCGACGACUCCGCACUUAGAGACUGUAUAUCUUAUGAAUGUGAUACCAUAUUUCAAUUCCCUCUCAGACGUCCAGAAGUUUGUCUUUGUCUCGCGUCGGUGUUACUCCGCGACGAAACGUCUUAAAAUGAAUCCGUUUUAUUCGAAGAAGGAGCCUUCGACCAAAAUACGUAUCGAGUCUCUUCGCAAAGAAGUGAAGUACUUUAUGGGCAUUGAGACCUUUCUAUGUGAUCUUGAAAUGGUUGAGAAAUUGAAGGAGUAUCAGAUGAACAAGAUCUCGUGUUAUGCGAUCUACGGGAAGGUGAUUUACACCAUACCCAAUUUACUCGAAAUCGCUCCGAAGAUCACCGAGUUCUCCUUUUACGUCGAUUUAGACCUUCAACUUCCCAUCAAGAAGAUGGAACGAUUAAAGACACUUCGGAUUGACAUGAAUGGCAAUUCAGAGAUGAUGUUCUUCGACGAGUACAUGUCGGGCAUAUUCGAGUGUUUACAAGUGUUUCAGUUCUUCCAUCAAUUAGUGAUCGAGUGUAAUGGCUCCGAAGUGAAGAAAGUUGUUACUUUGAUCCAGAAAUACCCUUGGCAGAAGGCGACGGUGAUCAUUAAGAUAUUCGAGUUACACGAGGAGUACAUCAGUUACGUCCAAUCAGUCAAAGAGAAGUACUUAACCUUCUGUUGUCAGUCAAACGACUUGAAAGAGUCGUUAGUGCACUUAAUUGUCCCGCCACUGUAUGACGGGCCAAACAGUUUAUCGUUCAACUCGGAGGUGCUCCAGCAGCCUAUGUUUCUGAACAUCUCUGAAAAGUUUUAUCUGAAGAAGAUGAGCUGUUUUGGGUUCUUAUUAUUUCCAUUACCGAAAAUCGAUAUCAAUUUAUUUAAGGCAAUUUCAUUGGAGGAAAUCACUUUCUCGUCGACGGCAUUCACAGAAACGGUGUCGAUUAUCCUCCCAAUCUCUUUAAAAACGUUAAUACUGAAAAGUUGCUCAAAUUUGUUAUUAGCAAAUUUGGAUAAGAUCUGCGCUAGUUGUCUUGUUGUGGAUAGUUGCUCGACGAUUCAAUCACUGUUCUUACCAUCUUCUUUGACGUAUUUGGAAAUCAGAUCAACACCUAUUAAGACACUUCUCAACUUGGAAACAAUCGGAUUAGCAUCUCUGUCGUUAGUCCGGUGCGAGACACUCGAAACUAUUACAGUGCCCAAGACGUUAACAGCACUCAGUGUUUAUUGGUGCGACUCACUGACUAAAAUACUCAAAAUAGAACAGUCAAAAUUGAAUAAUGCUGAUUUCUUUCAUUGCACACAACUCGGAGAAUUAAUCUUACCACCGUCCGUACACUCUUUAUACUCUACUUUCUGCCCUAAAGACUUCAUCACAAACAAAACAAAACUGUCACUACUCUCAAGCAAAAUGUUUUAUUAA
Molecule: messenger RNA, 1497 nt
Organism: Entamoeba invadens IP1
Lineage: Eukaryota; Evosea; Mastigamoebida; Endamoebidae
Exons: 1
Coding region: 1-1497 (498 amino acids)
Source: RefSeq, a predicted model, not a curated record